This is a messenger RNA of Phragmites australis (common reed), 653 nucleotides long. RefSeq names its product UPF0426 protein At1g28150, chloroplastic-like. The record is from RefSeq and is a predicted model, not a curated record. The transcript has 4 exons. Lineage: Eukaryota; Viridiplantae; Streptophyta; Magnoliopsida; Poales; Poaceae. The coding region runs from base 56 to 523 and encodes 155 amino acids.
UACGCGUCCAGCAAUAGAACACCAGAGUCCAGAGAGUCCAGAGAUAUUUUUUAUCAUGGCGAGUUCUGCUGCUGUUGUUGCAGCUCCUGCUCUCCUCCAACCUAACCUGCGAGGUCCCGCUGUGCUGUCGGGGAGGUCGUCUCCCCAUGCGGUUGCUGGGCGGACUACGAGGAGAAGGAAGGGAGUGGCGGGGGUCGUGCGAGCUUGCUUCAAUCCUCUCGGGGACGAGCGCAUCCUCCUAGAAGCCAUCAAGGAGCCAGUGGCGUUCAUGGGUGGUGUGUUUGCUGGUCUCCUGAGGCUUGACCUGAAUGAGGAUCCUCUCAAGGAAUGGAUCACUCAAACAGUAGAGGCUUCUGGAAUAGCUGAGGAAAACUGCACUGAAGAAUCUAGUGUGGGAAGUCAAAAUGAUGCACCUCAACAAAUUGAGAUUGAGGCUAAUCAGGCUGUUGGGCGGUGCUUUCCAACUAAUCCACUGAUGGACACGGAUCUAGGAGGUAUGGCUUGCAGAAUAUCCUUCGCCUGAGUCUCCAGCUCCAACAUGCGCGCGAGCUGUUAUGGCGUAGUGUGGUUGGCGCUCCGGAACUAAAAAAAUAAGAUUCGUUAUUUUUAGACAUCUCAAUAUUUAUUUAUGAAUUUAUUAAUAUUUAACAUAU